GGGAGCUCCCAGGACCAGGAAGGUCCCAAAAGAGAAACCGAGGCCGGAGAGAUCAGGAGACCUCAGCUGACAUGGCCCAGCCCAGAUUCUCGACCGCCCGCCAGGGCUGGUUUCACGUGGUUUCUCUCUCGCACUUUCUGUCGGCCCGCUGGCGGUGGGGCCCCCUCAGAUAGACCCGGGCUCCUGCACCAGCGGUGUGACCUUGGGUGGUCAGAUUUUCUUUCUCCCAAGUCUCCUCUGCUGUCGGACCAGGAGGAAAACACUUGGGUCCUGCCUCAGCUGGGAGAAUGGCCUCCUCAGUGGCCGAAACAAAGGAACUUGAAAAUCAUAGUGACUGCUGCGUAAAACUUUGCAAUCCAAAUGUAGCAACCAUGAAAGAAGAUGUCCUCUACCAUUUCAACCUCAGCACCGCCACACAUGAUUUCCCGGCCAUGUUUGGGGACGUGAAGUUUGUGUGUGUUGGUGGAAGCCCUUCCCGGAUGAAAGCCUUCAUCAGAUACGUGGCCUCAGAGCUGGGCCUUGACCGCGCAGGAAUGGACUAUCCCAACAUCUGUGCAGGGACAGACCGCUACGCCAUGUUUAAAGUGGGACCUGUGCUGUCUGUCAGUCACGGUAUGGGCAUUCCUUCCAUUGCGAUCAUGCUGCACGAGCUCAUCAAGCUGCUGUACCAUGCCCGGUGCUCCGGCGUCACCGUCAUCCGCAUCGGCACCUCUGGUGGGAUAGGUCUGGAGCCUGGCUCUGUGGUCAUUACCCGGCAGGCAGUGGAUGCCUGCUUCAAGCCAGAGUUCGAGCAGGUGGUCCUGGGGAAGCGAGUUAUUCGGAGCACGGACCUCGAUGAGCAGCUCGUGCAGGAGCUGACACAGUGCUCUGCAGACCUGAGUGAAUUCACCACGGUCGUGGGAAACACCAUGUGCACGCUGGACUUCUAUGAAGGGCAAGGCCGCCUGGACGGCGCUCUCUGCUUCUACACGGAGAAGGACAAGCAGGAGUAUUUGAAGGCGGCCUACGCAGCUGGCAUCCGGAACAUUGAGAUGGAGUCCUCAGUCUUUGCUGCCAUGUGCAGCGCGUGUGGCCUCCGAGCGGCUGUGGUGUGUGUCACUCUCCUCGACCGCCUGAAAGGGGACCAGAUCAGCAGCCCUCACGAGGUGCUCGCCGAGUACCAGCAGCGGCCUCAGCGGCUCGUGGGCCACUUCAUCAAGAAAUGCCUCUCGGCGCCUGACGUCCCCUGAGCCUCAAAGGGGAGCGUUGUAAUUGGUGCAAAUAAAAUCAUUGUCAGAAUCUC
Molecule: messenger RNA, 1282 nt
Organism: Equus caballus (horse)
Lineage: Eukaryota; Metazoa; Chordata; Mammalia; Perissodactyla; Equidae
Gene: UPP1
Product: uridine phosphorylase 1
Biological process (GO): uridine catabolic process; nucleotide catabolic process
Cellular component (GO): cytoplasm; cytosol
Molecular function (GO): uridine phosphorylase activity
Source: RefSeq, a predicted model, not a curated record